This is a messenger RNA of Penaeus vannamei (Pacific white shrimp), 489 nucleotides long. RefSeq lists its product as uncharacterized. The record is from RefSeq and is a predicted model, not a curated record. Lineage: Eukaryota; Metazoa; Arthropoda; Malacostraca; Decapoda; Penaeidae.
AUGGAUUCGGAAGUUACACAUAGAGCGCGGGCAGGUUGCAUGAACUGGAGAAAGAUGUCUGGUGUUUUGUGUGACAAAAAGAUAAGCGCAAGGGUUAAAGGCAAAUUAUAUGAAACAACUGUUAGGCCGGCUAUGAUUUAUGGUGCAGAGACUUGGCCAACGAAAAGGUCACAAGAAAGAAAGUUUGAGGUUGAGGACAUGAAUAUGCUGAGGUGGAUGUGUGGAGUAACAAGACUAAAUAAGAUUAGGAGCGAAAUGAUUAGAGGGACAGUGAAGGUUGAAAAGAUUCCAAAGAAAGCACAGGAAAGAAGAUUACAGUGGUGUGGACACGCAAUGAGAGGAGAAGACUAUGUUGGCAGAAGGAUCUAUAGUAUAGGUUAUACAUCAGCCACAUAUUUAUGUCAAACUGAACCUAAGGGAACAGGCAGAACAAAAUCAAAAUUAGAACAUAUUAGCAGGAACCAAGCUAUGAAAUCAAGGUAUCUAUAG